Oryza brachyantha (malo sina) is the source of this 2443-nucleotide messenger RNA. Its product is annotated as probable xyloglucan endotransglucosylase/hydrolase protein 30. The record is from RefSeq and is a predicted model, not a curated record. Lineage: Eukaryota; Viridiplantae; Streptophyta; Magnoliopsida; Poales; Poaceae. Gene Ontology annotation, biological process: xyloglucan metabolic process; cell wall biogenesis. Gene Ontology annotation, molecular function: xyloglucan:xyloglucosyl transferase activity; hydrolase activity, hydrolyzing O-glycosyl compounds. Gene Ontology annotation, cellular component: apoplast; cell wall. Bases 162 to 1175 code for a protein of 337 amino acids. The transcript has 3 exons.
CCAAUUGCAUGCGAUUCUCCGUUCCAAUUAAACCGCGCGCGAAUUUUUUUUAAUUAAUCUUGAUUUCUUCGCAUGCAUCUCCGCCUCCAUUAAUCUUGGCAUCCACUGGGUUGGGUUGCAUUCGAGAGGGAGAGAUCGCGCGCGCGCUCGCCGCCGGCGGCAUGGCCGGUGCGUUGGUGGUGGUGGUGAUGGUGGUGGUGGUGGUGGUUGCGGCGGCGGCGCUGCCGGCGAUCGACGUGACGACGGUGGCGUUCGAGGAGGGGUACACGCCGCUGUUCGGCUUCGACAACAUCCUCCGCUCCGGCGACGACCGCACCGUCAGCCUCCUCCUCGACCGCUCCACCGGAUCGGGGUUCAUCUCGUCGUCGAUGUACCAGCACGGCUUCUUCAGCGCCUCCAUCAAGCUCCCCUCCGACUACACCGCCGGUGUCGUCGUCGCCUUCUACACGUCGAACGGCGACGUGUUCGAGAAGCGGCACGACGAGCUGGACUUCGAGUUCUUGGGGAACAUACGGGGGAAGCCAUGGCGGGUGCAGACGAACGUGUACGGCAAUGGCAGCGUGAGCCGGGGGCGGGAGGAGCGGUACGUGCUCCCGUUCGACCCGACCACCGAGUUCCACCGCUACUCCAUCCUCUGGACGCGCGCCGCCGUCGUCUUCUUCGUCGACGACGUCCCCGUCCGCGAGGUCCGCCGCUCGCCGGCCAUGGCCGGCGACUUCCCCUCCAAGCCCAUGUCGCUCUACGCCACCGUCUGGGACGCCUCCACCUGGGCCACCUCCGGCGGCCGCUACCGCGUCAACUACCGCCACGGGCCCUUCGUCGCCUCCUUCACCGACCUCGCCCUCGUCGGCUGCCGCGUCGACCCCAUCCAGAUGCUCUCCUCCGGCGCCUCCGGCGAGUGCGCCGCCGCCGAGGGCGCGCUCCUCGCCUCCGACCUCGCCGUCAUGACGCUCGAGAAGCAGCAGGCCAUGCGCCGCUUCCGGGAGAACAACAUGGUCUACUCCUACUGCUACGACGCGCGCCGGUACCCCGUCCCCUUCCCGGAGUGCGACGUCGUCGACUCCGAGCGCCGCCGGUUCAAGAACAGCGGCCACCUCCGCCUCGCGUUCCGCCGCCGCCGCCGCCCCCGGCCGGGCUCCCGGCCGGCGAAGCCCACCAGCGCGGCGGACAUGUAGCAAGUAGCAACACACACAUAUAUACACACAGCAUUUUGCCCUUUCGCCGACCAUGCGCCGCCGGGUUCUGUGCACCGAGCCACCGAGCGAUAAGAUUACGAUAAAAAAAUAGAGAUGGCAACGAGGACUAGUCACCAAUUUCUCACGAUAAAUUCAUCUAUCAGGAGAUAGGGACGAAGAUGGUUGAUAUCUAUCUUUCAUAGAAAAUCAAACGGACCAGAACUCAUUCCUAUCGGGGAUGACGGGGGUUGCCCUUUUCUUCGCAAUGACCCUACACUGUAGAUGAACAAAAUAUAGACUUUAUAUAUGUUUUGGCCUAAUCCUAUCCGCCAGCCUCCACCGACGCAAGUGCAGCACGGGGACAAGGAAACCACGGGAUUUUUCUCCAAUACGGUUAUCGGUGAUGGGUUAAAAUGUUAAAUAUAGCCUUAUUGUGGUUAAGGGGAAGGAAAAAAAUUAUCAUCUUAGAUACGGUGACGCGGUGGUGACUCUCGAAGGUGAAUUCAAGCUGAGAGAGAACCGAGCGAUGGGCCAACGCAUCUACCAAUUGGGCCCACGCAGUAUACGGCCCGUCUUAAUCCGGCCCAUAAUUUCAAACUGGGUGUGAAUUGCAGUGGGCCACACAGCGAUUGAUCCUUUGUAAAUGAGACCAGCAUGGUAACGUGGAAUAUCCGAAAUUCCGAAUCCAAGGUUAGCGCAUAUACGGAUAUACUCCUAACGAUCCAACCAAAAACAUUUCUAGCCAUUGACACGUACUGCAAGAAAUUAUCUCAGAAACGCGAAAGGUUCUGUAGCCUAUUGGUUACAUAAGAACUUAAUAGCACUUGAGGUUCUGAAUUCGACUCUUCUUUGAAAUGAAUUUUCUAGAAUUCUAACGUCUCUGUGCUUUCAGUGUCUUUGUGCUCUCAGUGAGAGACGACGUGCCCGUCUCGAUGAUCUUCGGAGGUGCUCAUAGGGUGAACGUCGUCUUUGUGCUUUCAGUGAGAGACGAUGUGCCCGUCUCGACGAUCUUCGGAGGUGUUCAUAGUGCUCAUAGGGUGAACGUCGUCUUUGUGCUUUCAGUGAGAGACGAUGUGCCCGUCUCGACGAUCUUCGGAGGUGUUCAUAGUGCUCAUAGGGUGAACGUCGUCUUUGUGCUUUCAGUGAGAGACAAUGUGCUCGUCUCGACGAUCUUCGGAGGUGUUCACAGGGUGAGCGUCUAUGUUGUACUGAAGGUGACAUGAUUACCUGAAACCAAGAACAGACAUAAACCGAAUACGUUGGCCAAA